Molecule: messenger RNA, 1611 nt
Organism: Fusarium mangiferae
Lineage: Eukaryota; Fungi; Ascomycota; Sordariomycetes; Hypocreales; Nectriaceae
Exons: 2
Coding region: 1-1611 (536 amino acids)
Biological process (GO): interstrand cross-link repair
Cellular component (GO): mitochondrion; nucleus
Molecular function (GO): single-stranded DNA 5'-3' DNA exonuclease activity
Source: RefSeq, a predicted model, not a curated record
AUGACGUUAGAUAGCGAUAACGAGUUCGGCUACGAUUUCUCUGCCGAGGAAGAAGAAUUGCUCCUUCAACUGUCUGCUGAAAAUAACAACAUCCCGAAUAACGCAGAGAUCGCAGCUAUAGACUCUGUUCCUGAGAGGCACGAUAGUCUGCACCCUCAAAAUGUCGCUGGCGGCACAUCAACUUCUGGCGUGGACCGCCUUCAGACAGAGUCCACGAAUACUCUGUACAGAGGCAAGGCUUUCCAUCAACUCGACACGUCUUCUGGUCUGCCAACGCCGCCACCAGCUUUAUCCUCGAUCGAGGACGUACUCUACCCGGAUUUGAGCAAAGCCUUGAAGGAUUUGAAACCAAAGCCACCUCCAGAAUCAGAAUCAAGUGUCACUCCGACACCAGCAACUGAGGCCAAUGAGGCUGAUCAGUACGAUGAUGGCCGUUCACCUCUGCAACGGUUCAGGUCAUAUCCUAAGAGACCAUUGACCGUGACCGAUCUUACGUCUGGUGCUUGGUGCGAGCUGCAGUACUGGUAUACCCUCACCCGCUUACCUGGAGGUCGAAGAACCAGAACAGCAGCCAUGAAGCAAGGAACAAAAGUUCACAAAAAGCUUGAGGAUGAAGUCCACACUACAGUUCAAAUUGACAUCAUGACCAAGGAAGAUGCAUUUGGACUCAAACUGUGGAAUCUGGUCCAAGGACUCAGAACCUUGCGAGACACAGGACUCACUCGUGAACUCGAAGUAUGGGGCAUGAUUGAUGGGAACCUCGUCAAUGGAGUCAUCGACAGCGUGAGCUACGAGAACCCCAAUCCUGAAUUUGAAGCAGAGCUCUCUAGUCAAGAGCCUGACACGACCGGACGGCAAUCCUCAUUGACUGACUACUUUCCGCCAAAAAACACGAAUCAUAAGAAUGACUCGGGGCCAAAGAUUUAUCUUGCGGACGUCAAGACUCGCGGAUCAUUUUCUCCUGUUUCCAACGCUCAAAUACGGCCUGCAAAGAUUCAGUUGCUCUUGUAUCAUCACUUCUUGUCUAAUAUGGCUGCUGGAAAACUAGAUUUCUUCAAAGUCUUUCGGCGAUACGGACUUGAUCCAGAUGACGCCUUUUCAGAUACUUUCAUCGCCCAAGUCGGUAGCCUGCACGAUGAGAUCUUUGUGGAUGCAUCAGAAACAGAAACGGAGUUCACCCAAGAACAUCCUUCCUCGAGUUUCCAGAGCUCUUCUUCAGCAGGGCCAGAUCUGUUGCAGUAUCGAACUCUACGCGAACUCAUUCCUCUUGUCGAGCAUGAGAUAGGGCUCACUUUCCCUCAGGGCGAACACUCCCUUGGCCACAUGCUCCGAGUUCAAUACGUCCACCGCAGUGAUGGUCGUGAGAUCGAUCUUCACGACUUUCCUGUUUCGAGACAAGCUUUGGAGACCUAUCUUGCUAACUACAUGGAUUGGUGGAAAGGGAAACGCGAUGCAAGAGGCGUCGAUAUAGAGGAAGCGUUCAAGUGUAGAACAUGUGAAUUUGCUUCCGAUUGUUCGUGGCGUCAGGGCAUGGAUGAUGAGAUGUUACAGAGAGCCAGGGCGCAGCAAAAGAUACGGGCUACGCGUCGGGCGCGUAGCAAUGCUGCGUAA